Molecule: messenger RNA, 1011 nt
Organism: Lolium perenne
Lineage: Eukaryota; Viridiplantae; Streptophyta; Magnoliopsida; Poales; Poaceae
Biological process (GO): meristem maintenance; meristem development
Source: RefSeq, a predicted model, not a curated record
AUGGACGACCCGGACUAUUGGAAGGACCGCCAUGAUUCAGACAUCCAAGAAAUUAUCUACGGCGGCGGCUUCGUUCGCGAUGAUCGGGCCUGGAUAGGCGCGCAUGAUGCGGAGGACAUCGAGACCGCAGGGCUGUUCGGCACGCAGCAGACGCUGCUAAUUCGUCACUAUGAAGAUAGGACGCGAUUGAUAGGGGGCGUCGCCCCCGCCCACCCCACCUUGAAUCCGUCUCUGUGCGUGAAGCACCCGUGCCCGUCGCAAUGCACCAGCGGUCGGUGCAGGAACGCCAUGCAUCUAGUCUGGUGGAAAUCCAACCAACACGAGACAGCCUGGAUGGUGUAUCUCUUAGAUAUUGAGUAUGACAAGGAUCACCGGGCUUUUCAUAUGACGGAGAAGAGAACGGAUCUUCACCCUUUGAAGAUUCGUUAUCAUGGCACAGUAGAUAUGGCGUAUGACGAGAGGUACACGGAGUUCAUCCAGCCUACCGGUCUUCUCCCGUUUAUAUCGCUUGUAAGCCGUGGGGGGCCGAACAUGAACGCCGCGGCACUCACCGCCCUUGUCGACCGGUGGAGGCCGGAGACGCACACCUUCCACUUGAGGGCCGGCGAGAUGACCCCUACUCUUCAGGAUGUUUCCAUGAUACUUGGACUUCCUAUUCAGGGCGACCCACUGUGUAUGAACACAGCUUCUGAUGGGUGGCGCCAGCAGAUGAAGAACCUUAUUGGCAUGGCUCCUCCACCGCCAGAAGAUCCAAAGGAGAGAACUCCCGCCGGCGCAUCUUUCUCUUGGAUCAGGACUAACUUUGGAGAAUGCCCGGAAGGGGCCAACGAGGACACUAUCAGGACGUACACCCGUGUGUACUUGUGGUACAUGCUGUCGAGAAGUCUCUUUGCUGAUAGUGGUGGGAAGCUGGCCCAUUGGUGUUGGCUCAAGGCGCUUACGGUGUUGGAGAACCGGUGGAGUUGGGGAACAGCGACACUUGCCUACCUCUACCGGCAGGUGAUGAUAUGA